GUCUGCGGAGUUCCCAUUGGUCGGGCGUUCCGUUAGAUUCGGACGGCAUAUACGAGACGAGACGAGACCCGCUGCAGGUCCCCGUUUUGUGCCACGAAGCCGAAGAAUAUCUGGUGGAGUUCAUGCAAAUUCAAUGUUUGGAUGACUGGUAACCCGCGCAUUUCUGCUUCCCCCACCUCGGACAUCGCCUUCUUUAAAUCCGGCCUCCUCCCCCGUGUUUGAUUCACCAAGUGGAAGGACAAGCCAGCGACGACUCUGAUGAUGGAGAUCACCUCACAUUCUUCCAUUCCCUUUUGCCUCCUCGUCUCUCUGCUCUUCUGCCUCUGCUCAUCGGCGGCGGCCGCCAACGUCACCUACGAUGGAAGAGCAAUCAUCAUCGACGGCCAAAGGAAGCUUCUCAUCUCUGGCUCGAUUCACUAUCCGCGCAGCACUGCUCAAAUGUGGCCUGACCUCGUGAAGAAAGCCAAAGAAGGUGGACUCGAUGCCAUCGACACUUACAUCUUUUGGGAUUCCCAUGAGCCACGUAAAAGAGAGUAUAAUUUCGAGGGCGAUCUCGACUUCAUCAACUUCAUCAAGAUUGUCCAAGCCGCAGGACUCUACGUUGUUCUCAGGAUAGGGCCAUAUGUCUGCGCCGAGUGGAAUUACGGAGGCUUCCCUUUGUGGCUACAUCAGAUUCCAGGAAUUCAACUAAGAACUAAUAAUGACAUCUACAAGGCUGAAAUGCAAACCUUUACGACUCUGAUAGUCGACAUGGUCAAGAAGGAAAAUCUAUUAGCAUCUCAAGGUGGACCCAUCAUUCUUACUCAGAUCGAGAACGAGUACGGGAACUUCAUUGACAAGUAUGGAGAUGCAGGUAAACAAUACCUCCAAUGGUGUGUGAAUAUGGCAGUAUCACUCGAUGUCGGUGUCCCAUGGAUCAUGUGCCAACAAGCAGAUGCUCCACCUCCUACCAUAAAUACAUGCAAUGGAUUCUACUGUCACAAGUUCGUGCCAAAUCGCGAAGGUAGUCCCAAGAUGUGGACAGAAAAUUGGACAGGAUGGUUCCAAGCUUGGGGAGAUGGUCAACCACAUAGACCUGCUGAGGAUGUAGCUUAUGCAGUGGCUUACUUCUUUGCUUCUGGAGGCACUUAUCAAAAUUAUUACAUGUAUCACGGAGGAACAAACUUUGCUCGAACUUCAGGAGGUCCUUUUCUAGUAACAUCAUAUGAUUAUGAUGCUCCUUUGGAUGAAUAUGGGAACAUAAAGCAACCCAAAUGGGGACACUUGAAGCAACUACAUAGUGCCAUCAAACUGAUGGAGAAGGCUCUAACAUAUGGUGACCUGAAUACUACAAACAUAGGGAACGGAGUAGCGGUGAUGAAAUACUCGGCAGAAGGAUCUACUUCUGGCUGCUUCUUGGUGAAUGUUAAUGGGUCAAACGAUGUGACUGUGACAUACAAUGGCAAUGCAUAUUUUGUGCCCGGUAGGUCCAUCAGUGUCCUCCCUGAUUGUGUUCAGGAAGCUUACAACACUGCCAAGGUAACAACACAAACCACUUUGAUGAUUAACAAGCCUGCAAGCUCCAAGUUUAGUUGGCAGUGGCAUCCCGAGAAGAUCAAAGACACCCUUAAAGGAAAGGGCUCAUUCUCUAAUAACUCGCUCUUGGAGCAGAUAAUGACAACCGGUGAUACGAGUGACUACUUGUGGUACAUGACUAGUGUAACUCUCAAUCAAUCCGAUCCACUGUGGAAUGACACGAUGAACCUGCGAGUUCAAACCAAAGGCCAUAUUCUUCACGCUUAUGUUAACAAGCACCUUAUAGGAUCACAAUACGCUACAAAAGGAAAUUACAAGUUUGACUUUCGGCAGGCAACUAAAUUCCAAGUUGGACAUAAUGUCAUCACAUUGCUCAGUGCUACUGAUGGCCUUGCGAACUAUGGAGCAUUUUUCGAUAUGCAAAGGGCAGGAAUUGAUGGUGGUCCAGUCCAAAUCAUUGGCAAUGGAAACAAUCCCCUGGACUUAUCGAAUAACACCUGGUCAUACAAGGUGGGACUAAAUGGAGAAAGGAGUCAAAUUUACUCACCGUCGUCACACCACGGUGCUAAGUGGAAAUCUAAUACACUUCCAACCAAUGCGCCGAUGACUUGGUAUAAGACUACAUUUGAGGUUCCAGCAGGCGAUGGCGGUCUGGUGUUGGAUUUGGAAGGAAUGACAAAAGGGCAAGCAUGGGUGAAUGGCAAGAACAUUGGCCGUUACUGGGUAAGUUUCAUUGCCGGCAAUAAUGGGUGUGGACCUUGCGAUCGUCGACAACCAUAUAAUUCCGACAAUUGUAGAACUGGUUGCGGAAAGCCUUCACAGAGAUGGUACCAUGUUCCAAGAUCAUACACUACGCAAGGCCCGAAUACUCUGGUCCUGUUUGAAGAAGUUGGUGGAGAUGUUGCUCAAGUAAAUCUUCAGACAGUGGCUGUUGGAACUGUCUGUUCUAAUGUUCUCGAGGGAAGCACCCUUGAACUAUCUUGCCAAGGAGAAGGAAGCUUCACUGAUAUCCAAUUCGCGAGCUUCGGAAACCCUCAAGGAUCAUGCGGUUCAUUUACAAAAGGCUCUUGCGAUGCUCCUAAUGCAUUAGAUGUCGUUAAGAAGGCAUGCAUUGGGCAAUCUCAAUGUUCGAUCGACGUGGCCGAAAGUGUAUUCAGUUCGAGCGGAUGCAGCGAACCAAGGAAGAGUUUGGCAGUGCAGGCAGUUUGUUGAUCAGCUCAUGCUGUGUUAGCUCAGCCUUCAGCCUUCCUUUCAACAAAAAUAAUAAUGUUCUGACACACACAAUAACUUUGAAUGUACUCCAGAAUUCGUUAAUGAAAUAUUUUAUUCAUCCUGAUUGAACAAUCAAAUAUGAUAAGAUACUAAGCAUUUAACAGAUUCAGAAAACUGGAUGAUAUAAAUGAGAACUU
Messenger RNA from Zingiber officinale, 2924 nucleotides. RefSeq names its product beta-galactosidase 15-like. Gene Ontology annotation, biological process: carbohydrate metabolic process. The transcript is spliced from 19 exons. Gene Ontology annotation, molecular function: beta-galactosidase activity; carbohydrate binding. Gene Ontology annotation, cellular component: vacuole; cell wall. Bases 259 to 2727 code for a protein of 822 amino acids. Lineage: Eukaryota; Viridiplantae; Streptophyta; Magnoliopsida; Zingiberales; Zingiberaceae. The record is from RefSeq and is a predicted model, not a curated record.